AUGACAAAAAAUGUAUUUGAAGAUGAUGUGUAUAAUGAGGAAUAUGCGAAUUAUGAGGAAGAAAUUGCAGUUAAAGGUACUAGGCCUCUUCAUGAAAUUUAUCAAAGGUGUAACAACGUUAUGAUUGAACCGUCUUCUUUUUUUGAAGCAAGUAAGCAUGAAGGGUGGCAAAAGGCAAUACAGGAAGAGAUUUUAAUGAUUGAGAAGAACAAAACUUGGGAGCUAGUAGAUGCACCUGAAAGAAAGAAAAUUAUUGGAGUGAAAUGGGUUUACAGAGUAAAAAUAAAUCCAAAUGGUUCUGUCAAACAAUUGAAAGCACGUUUAGUUAUGAAAGGGUAUUCUCAGAUGGCCAAUAUUGACUAUACUGAAACUUUUGCUCCAGUUGCAAGAUUGGAUACAAAAAGACUUCCCAUUGCACUUGCUGCUCAAAGGCAAUGGGAAAUUUCACAUUUGGAUGUCAAGUCAACCUUUCUAAAUGGUUGGCUGGAAGAAGAAAUCUAUGUAGCUCAACCUGAAGGGUUUGUAAUUGAAGGAAAAGAAAGAAAAGUGUACAGGAGGAAUCCUAAUGAUGCAACCUUAUAUGUAAGACAGACUAAAGGAGGAACGGUGUUAAUUUCUCUUUAUGUGGAUGAUCUUUUAAUUACAAGUAGUAAUCCAAAAGAUAUUGAAGAAUUUAAGAUGAGUAUUAUGAAGGAAUUUGAGAUGACUGACUUGGGAAAAAUAAAGUAUUUUCUAGGCUUGGAAGUGAGUCAAGAAAUGGAUGGUAUUUUCAUAUGCCAAAGUAAAUAUACUCAAGAGAUUCUGAAGAAGUUUUUUAUGGAAAAUUGUAAGCCUACAGCAACUCCUUUAGUGUUGAAUGCAAAGCUGAGGAAGAAUGAUGGAAACAAGAGGGCUGAUGAGACAAAGUUUCGAAGUCUAGUGGGAAGCUUGAUGUAUUUAACGACAACAAGGCCAGAUUUGAUGUACUCUACUAGUCUAUUGUCUAGAUUUAUGCAAGAACCUAGUGAGAAACAUUUCUCAGCAGGAAAACGGGUUUUACGGUAUCUAAAAGGAACUAAAGACCAAGGAAUUUGGUUCAAACGAGUUGAUGAGGAGAAGCUGAGAGGAUAUGUAGAUAGUGAUUGGGCUGGAAGUGUAGAUGAUAUGAAGAGUAUAACAGGUUACUACUUUACACUUGGCUUGGGAAUUUUCUAUUGGUGUUCGAGGAAACAAGAGAUCGUGGCUCAAAGCACAGCUGAAGCUGAAUAA
Mangifera indica (mango) is the source of this 1248-nucleotide messenger RNA. RefSeq lists its product as uncharacterized. The coding region runs from base 1 to 1248 and encodes 415 amino acids. NCBI's taxonomy places the organism in Eukaryota, Viridiplantae, Streptophyta, Magnoliopsida, Sapindales, Anacardiaceae. The record is from RefSeq and is a predicted model, not a curated record. The transcript has 2 exons.